Caenorhabditis briggsae is the source of this 2469-nucleotide messenger RNA. It is a transcript of the gene Cbr-cpt-4, whose product is annotated as Protein CBR-CPT-4. Gene Ontology annotation, molecular function: carnitine O-palmitoyltransferase activity. The coding region runs from base 1 to 2469 and encodes 822 amino acids. Gene Ontology annotation, biological process: carnitine metabolic process; fatty acid metabolic process. The record is from RefSeq and is a predicted model, not a curated record. The transcript has 11 exons. Gene Ontology annotation, cellular component: mitochondrion. NCBI's taxonomy places the organism in Eukaryota, Metazoa, Nematoda, Chromadorea, Rhabditida, Rhabditidae.
AUGUUGUCCGAGAAGUUGUCAAUGGAAGGAAUGGGUCAGGAGGCCGAAGUUCAAGUCGUUGAAAAUCCACUAAUUGGCCCCGAGAAGAUUGGAAAAGAAGCCCUUGAUGUGGAUCUUGAAGUGAAAUGUACUAAACGGCGAUCGAUUCCCAUUAACAAAAUAAAAUCGAUGCCUCCAGUCAACAGUAAACACGAAUGGCCGUAUCCGGUGGCGAAGAACUUCCCUGGGCGAUUUGAGAGGUUCUCCUACAGAACUUAUAAUUGGUUCGAGAACCGAUUAUGGCCUGUCAGACCUCUUCCCUUCUUGACAGCUACGGUAGCAGCCACGGCGUUUCAAGUCAGAGAUCUGGGAGUUGAAGGAGUAGGAGAGGAUGUACAGAAAGUGAGUAUCAUUGAGAUUGCAUUGUCUGAAGAUCAAGAUAAAGACAGAAGACAUCUUUUGAAACCUCUUGCCAUUUCCAUCGGAUCCAUCUACACAACUGUCUUCCUCCUCCGACACAUUCUCAAAUACACGUACUUUUCCUAUAAAGGAUAUAUGUUCGAGAACUCCAAGAAACCAUCCAUCACCACUAUGAUCUGGGGUCUUCUUCGGAAAGUUCUUCUCUACCAGGCACCUCCUCAACUCUCAUCUUGUGAUCGUCUUCUCCCGAAUCUUCCGUUACCAGCCCUCCAGGAUACUGUAGACCGUUACAUGGAAUCUAUGAAACACUUCAUGCCAGAGAAAGACUAUGCGAAACUGCUCGAGAUGUCACGCGAGUUCGUUGCCAAUGAGGGACGGAGUCUACAGAGAUACGCAUGGAUCCUUCACAAAUUCACAGAUUGUUAUGUGACAUCGUUAUGGGAGAAGUACAUUUAUAUGGCUGGAAGAUAUCCACUUUUGAUAAAUAGCAGUGUAGCACAGUGUACAAUGUAUGGACCAAGUGAUCUGAUUCAAGCUUAUCAGGUGGCAAGAUUACUAUAUAUUGAGACAAUUGCCAACUUGGCAUUGGAUAGACAAAAGUAUAUGGCUGUUGGAGACGGUAUCAUGUCCACUCGUCACUACAAGAACAUUUACAACGGGUGUCGCAUCCCUGGGAAGAAUUACGACCAUUUCAAGUGGAAUAAACCAGCGAAACAUGUUAUUUUGGUUCAUGAUUGCACAUGGUACAAGGUUGAUAUCUGCGAUUCCAAUGGCAACAUGUAUACUGUUGAUCAAUUGGCCAAAAUUGUGGCAGAAUUGAUGGGAAGAGAUGAUAAAUCAGCUGGUUUCCUACGCAAAAUUGCCAGUCUCACUACUGAUCGAAGAACUGAAUGGUGUGCCAACCGACAGAAGUUCUUCCUCGAGAACAAACAUAACCGUCAUCUUCUGGAACUUAUCGAGUCGGCACAGUUUGUGAUGUCGGUUGAUGGAGAUUUGAAUUGGGGUGUAGAAUCGACGGAACAGUUGUCCAAGUACAUGAAAGACAUGCUGGCUGGAUCGGGAUCGAAUCGUUGGGUCGACAAGACAAUGAACUAUGCAGUGGAUGCUAGUGGACGUGCGGGAGCAACUGGAGAGCACUCACCUUGUGAUGGAGCAGAGUUGGAUCAUUUGUGUGAAAAUGUAUUGAAUGUGGACAAGCAAGUUCUGGUGUCUCCAAGUACCGAGAAGCAAUUGGAGAUCAUCAAAAUGAGUACGGAAGAGAAGAAGACGUUGAAGUUUGCUGAGAAAUUGGAUUUCCAAGAAGUAGAUGGAAUGGAAUCUGAAAUUAACAGAUGCUUCGAUCAACACCAAAAAGCUUCAGACGACCUCCACAUGCAUUCUUUGGCGUUCACAGAUUUCGGAAAGGGGCGUGUCAAGAAAUGCGGAAUUUCACCAGACGGAUUUUUGCAGAUGGCUAUCCAACUUGCUAACUACUAUGACCAAGGACAAUUCGUGCUGACUUAUGAGCCAGGAUCAGUCCGCUUUUACGCUAACACUCGAACAGAGACUCUUCGUCCGGUUACUGAUGCUUCUUGCAAGUUUGUGAAGACGAUGUUGAAUGAGGAAGCAACGCAAAAAGAGAGACGAGAUCUUUUGAAAGAGGCUUGUGAAGCCCACGUAGAGAACUGUAAGGAAGUGAUGACUGGGAAAGGAGUCGAUCGGCAUCUUUUUGUUUUGUGCGUCUUGGCAAAAGGACUUGGUUAUUCUAGUCCGUUCCUUGAGGAUUACGCAAAUCAGAAGUGGCUAUUGAGCACCAGUAAUAUUCCAAACAUGACCAACUCUGUCGAUGAGGACAUUUCUGAGAACAACAUCAUGUUAGGUGCCUCUUUUGGAGCUGUUGCUCAAGAUGGAUAUGGAAUCUGCUAUCGGUUCGCUGGCAAUCGUGCGAUCAUGGUUCACAUUACAUCUUAUCAUUCUUCCCCAGCCACAGACUCUGAUAGAUUUGGACAGCAUCUUCGAGAAGCAAUCCACACUUUGGCUGAUUUGUUCGACGAGGAGCCGAGCAAUAAUAACAUUUCCAAAAAUGUUUGA